This is a messenger RNA of Limulus polyphemus (Atlantic horseshoe crab), 1323 nucleotides long. RefSeq names its product mitochondrial inner membrane protease ATP23 homolog. Lineage: Eukaryota; Metazoa; Arthropoda; Merostomata; Xiphosura; Limulidae. Gene Ontology annotation, cellular component: extrinsic component of mitochondrial inner membrane. The record is from RefSeq and is a predicted model, not a curated record. Gene Ontology annotation, biological process: mitochondrial proton-transporting ATP synthase complex assembly; mitochondrial protein processing. The transcript is spliced from 6 exons. Gene Ontology annotation, molecular function: metalloendopeptidase activity. The coding region runs from base 120 to 920 and encodes 266 amino acids.
UUAGCUCUCGAUUAUAAGCAGCAUGGAUGGUCAAGGAUUACGUGAGGAAAUAAAUCAAUCAGGGAUGUCAUCUAAUAAUAGUGGUAAAUCAAUUAAUAACGUCAACGAGGAAAAAAAAAAUGUCCAAGAAAAGAUUACAACUGAAGAUAUUAAAAAUGACACAUACAAUGAAGAUUCCUUUAAACUUUACCCUGAAAGAAGAGGGAAGAAGUAUAAUCCUACUUGGUUUGAAACCGCUGUUCUUGGAGAAUCUAGGCGAGAAAUCGAUAAGGCAAAGUGUGAACGGAAUGUAUAUUCAUGCUUGGAGAAAACUGCUAUUCAUGCAAACCAUGGUGACUGGGGCAGUGAAGACACCCAGCCUUACACUAAGUCCUUUGAUUAAAUUGAUGAUGAGUGCUCUGAAAGGUUCAGGAUGUGAAGUGGACAUCAGCCGUCAUAUAUCCUGUGAAGUUUGUGACAAAAAAGUUAGUGGUGGCUAUGACCCAGAAUUGAACCAGGUGGUUGUUUGUCAAAAUGUGGCUCGAUCAGAAUGGAUGGUUCAGGGAGUGUUGGCUCAUGAAUUUGUUCAUAUGUUUGACUAUUGCAGAGCUAAGCUGGACUUUAGAAAUGUUGAUCAUUUGGCUUGUACAGAGGUACGAGCUGCCAAUCUAAUGCACUGUUCCUUCUUGAGUGCAGCGGUUGAGGGUACUGCUUCACCAUUUCAUAUUGCUAAAGCACAUUCAGACUGUGUAAAGAACAAGGCAGUAGCUUCAGUGUUGGCCGUAAGAAACGUGUCCGAACAGGAAGCAAAGACAGCAGUUGAACGUGUUUUUAAACGAUGUUACAACGAUCUUGAACCUGUAGGUCGACGACUUAGAAGAAAUUCAUUGGAUAUGGAAAAGGCAUAUAGACAGCGUUUUCACUAUGGAUACUUUGAUUGACGUAUCAAAUGAUUAGGAACACUGUCUUUACCUUGUGACUGGUGAUAUUACUAUAUUGUGACACCUAUAUAUAUAAUGUAAAAAAUUAGUACUCUAUAAAGUAUUGGAAAUAUUGAACUGAAGUAGAUACAGAAGCAAAGAUCUUUAUAAUCCUUCAGUUUUGUAUAGAACAAGAAACUUCACAAAUAUUUCUUGAUUGAUAACAUACAGCUUUACUAUGCCAGGUUUUCAGACAUUACAUAAAAACAUGUAAGCUUGUAGAAAAGAACCAAGUCAUUCUUUAUUACAAGCAUAACAUUAUAAAUGACAAAAAGAUCAUUCAUCAUGUGUCAAAUUCUAGAAAUGAGUGUUAUAGUUUAUAUAUAAACCUGUAGAAUAAAUUCUAUAUAUUAUUUUAACCUUU